Molecule: messenger RNA, 696 nt
Organism: Coniosporium apollinis CBS 100218
Lineage: Eukaryota; Fungi; Ascomycota; Dothideomycetes
Exons: 3
Coding region: 1-696 (231 amino acids)
Source: RefSeq, a predicted model, not a curated record
AUGCCCAAGGUGAAGAAGAAAAAUGCUGCUAUCAGCCAAGAAGCUCUACAUAAGAUCGUCAAGAUGUACAGUCAAGACCAAUGGCUUGUGAGCACCUGGAGGAACCUCUCAGCUGAAGGCGUCAGACUUGGCUUCAUUAACCCCUCUGAUCUAAACGAGUUCGAGGUUCUUCCCAAGGACCGCGUCGGAAAGAUGGAUGCUGAGCUUAAGGCAGCCUACCGACGCCUUCCAUCGGCACGCGCCCCAUUGGUCCAUCCGACAUGGGAGCGGGACGGCCAGUGGAGGAUUGUCCUAGAGAUCCCGCUCGAAGUCCGCAAGGAAACAAACCUACCGCGUCGCUGGAAGCUGAGAACGCCUUUCAAGGAAGAUUCGCCUGAGCCUUUUGCCCACAACAUCAAAGUUGAGGAAACCAGCGUUCACCGCAACCCUGGAGAUGGCCUUCCGUCCGACUACGAAUCUGACUUUGACGCUUCCAUGGAGUCUGCUUCCGACACCGAGGACGACGUUGAUGAAGAGGACGUUAUUGAGGUCGAUGAGUACUUUGAUGCCGAAGACGAUGUCGACACUCCAGAGCGCGCUGAAGUCAUUGUAAUCACAGACUCCGAAGCAUCUGACGACUCCGACGACUGCUUCGUGGUGGUCGAUUCCGAGCUGCUUCCCUGUGAUGCCUCCGAGACACUCACAUCCGGCUUGUAA